Molecule: messenger RNA, 174 nt
Organism: Aspergillus costaricaensis CBS 115574
Lineage: Eukaryota; Fungi; Ascomycota; Eurotiomycetes; Eurotiales; Aspergillaceae
Exons: 1
Source: RefSeq, a predicted model, not a curated record
AAUAAUAAUGUCCUUAAGCUUAUCAAAGCAGAUUAUACUUGGAUACUAUUAAUAUAUAAAAGAUACCCUUAUAAUAUUCAGCGUGCUGAUAUUAUAAGACUGCUUAUUAUUUACUCUAAGAGUAAUAUUUAUUCUGACCUGGACAUAAGCCCUAAGUUAGCUAAGUAUAUUUAA